Messenger RNA from Eremomyces bilateralis CBS 781.70, 960 nucleotides. RefSeq lists its product as uncharacterized. The record is from RefSeq and is a predicted model, not a curated record. NCBI's taxonomy places the organism in Eukaryota, Fungi, Ascomycota, Dothideomycetes, Eremomycetales, Eremomycetaceae. The transcript has 2 exons. The coding region runs from base 1 to 960 and encodes 319 amino acids.
AUGUCCGAGUUGUGUAAAGACUCGUGGACAGGGAAACAAGACACCUCGCCACGUGCCCUUCAGUAUCUGUCGAACACCUAUCGCUGUAUAGCCCGAAAUAUACGGCAUUAUGAGACUGUACCAGACUCUACAGUCGCUGCAGUCAUGUCUAUGGCCCUCCAUGAUGAUUUUCGAGGACAGCUGAGUCGUAGUAAGGUCCAUAUAGAUGCAUUAGAGCACUUAAUCGAGCUUCGUGGUGGCAUCGCUACGCUGGAACCCAAUUUCAUUUUCGCCCAAAAGGUCUGCAGAGCAGAUAUUGAGUUCGCACUCCACGAUGGAUCACGGCCACGCUUCUAUAGAGACGAGUUUCCUCGGAAGAUCUUCACAAUGAUGUUAGAGCCCUCGAACACGUGGGGUAAUUACACUUAUCCGGCUGCAGAGAGGUGCCAUCGCGAUAUAGCACAUGUCUACGCGGACAUCAUGGCUGUCUCAGGUCUCCUUAAUAGUGACCGUGCCUGCUUCAAACUUGAGCCUGAUAUAUACCAAGAGAUUUUAAUCUCUGUCUGCUAUCGUCUGCUAUACUCCUACCCGCUAGCUGGUAAAAGACCAGAAAGCAAUAAAGAGUGUGCAAUUCAGCUUGGACUACUGGCACUAAUGACUACUAUGCUUUUCCAGCAUGGCAGGUCUCAGCGACUCUCAUAUAAGCUCCUCGCGAUGCUUCUCAGAAACAUCUUCCUUAGCCCUACUGGCGAGCUACUGUUAGAGGAAAAGACACGUCUCUGGCUCCUUUUCAUUGGUGGUAUUUCCGUGUUUGAAAUUAAGGAUAGAGACUGGCUUGUCCCUCGCAUCAAAACUUCUCUCCGUAACCUAGAUGUGAGCAGCUGGGAUGAUGCUCUUACCGAAAUCAAAAAAUUUCCUUGGAUCGAUGCAUUUCAUCACGGGCCAGGUCAAGAGCUAUGGAAAGUUGUAAUCUGGGAAUAA